Molecule: messenger RNA, 2649 nt
Organism: Scophthalmus maximus (turbot)
Lineage: Eukaryota; Metazoa; Chordata; Actinopteri; Pleuronectiformes; Scophthalmidae
Gene: gpnmb
Product: glycoprotein (transmembrane) nmb
Exons: 12
Coding region: 210-2132 (640 amino acids)
Biological process (GO): cell adhesion
Molecular function (GO): integrin binding
Source: RefSeq, a predicted model, not a curated record
CAGCGGCCCCCAGAUUAAAUUAGCGGACCUCAGGACAGGCAGGGCGGAGUCGCCUUCCACUGGGACAGCGGGACGCGCAGGCGGCGGGACAAGCUGCAGAGACACAACGUUCCUCGGACGGUGGACGAGGGCUGCUGUCUUUGUGGGAGAUAAACUGAUCACCGAUAUUUUAGUUUGGGGGGUUUUUUUUGGCGGGGGGGGGAGGUGAAAUGGAGGUCUUGCCGUAUAUUUUUCUUUUGGCUUGUGCCCUCCUUGUUUGCCAAGUUGAAGGACGCAGAACAUACAGUGACAUUUUCCCCCACAAGCAUGCUAUAGGUAAGUCCCCUUUCCCAAUUCCACCAAUCCCUGGCUGGGAUCCUGACACCAACCCAUGGGACGAUUACCUCUACCCACCACCAAGCCCAAAGCCGAAGGGGCUCAUGCACCGAGCAGGUAAACCCAAGGUUCGCCUGACCAGCGACAGCCCGGCUCUAAAUGGCUCCUGCGUCACCUUCACUGCCAAGCUGGAGUAUCCACCGUGCCAGAAGGAAGAUGCCAACGGGGACCUUGUCUGGGAUGAGCACUGCGAGGACGGUACGGAGCUGGAGGCCUCAGCCAACGGGCAGGUUCGCUCCGGCCACGUGUACAACUGGACUUCUUGGUUGGAAGACUACGGCUUUGGAAAGUGCACAGACCCAAUUAAGUGCAACGUGUUCCCCGACGGGAAGCCCUUCCCUCAGCGAAAUGACUGGGGACGCAAGAGCUACGUCUACGUGUGGCACACAAUGGGCCAAUACUAUGAGACGUGCGAUGGCUCAUCCUCCAGCGUGACCAUCAACACCACCAACAUCCCAGUGGGGGCAGAGGUCAUGGAGGUCAUGGUGUACAGGAAACGCGAGCGCAGGAAGUACAGCCCCCUCACCACGGACAACACCGUCUUCUACGUCACAGACAAGAUCCCGGUGGCGGUCAGCAUCUCCCAGAAGGCUGCGGUCAACGAGUCGAGCAACGUCUUCUUCCGCGGCGAGGACGUGGUCUUCGCGGUCCAGCUUCAUGACCCCAGCGGCUUCCUCAAAACCGCCGAAACCGUUGACUACAUCUGGGACUUCAGAGAUGGCAAUCAGCUGGUAACCCACCGCGACGUGACCACGCACACCUACAGCACGCUGGGGAGGAUGAGUGUGAAGCUGGUGGUGGAGGCGGCGUUCCCGGUGGAGUGUCCGCCGGCCGCUGCCACCUCGACGCCCGGGAGCUUCAUGUCAACACCUCCGACAGGUGCUGGACAGGGACAGUCUCGCUCGGGAAGACAGAAGGCUCCCACACCUCGACGCAGUACUCAUGCAGCUACAGUCAAGAUGGAGACCACUCAUGCGCCACCCAGCACCCGCCCACCCUCCCCCUCCUCUACUGCCACUGCCUCAACAGGGCUGCCUUCCACGGAGCCCCUCGCCCCCACCGUGGCCAGCGCGGCCCCGGAGUCCAACGCCACCACCCUGGCCUGGCGCCGCACCAGGCGCCUCAACAGCAACCAGUGUUUCCACUACGCCUACGGAACAUUCAUGGGCAACAUCACCAUCAUUGAGCCCAAGCACGCGCUGGACAGCCAACCAAACAGUCGCAUUUUGGACGUGCUGGCCGACAGAGUGAACAAAACUGACAUCAGCUUCCUGGUGAAAUGUCUGGGCACCAUCCCCACCUCAGCCUGCACAAUUGUGUCAGACCCCAGCUGCACUCAGGUGCGUAACAUCAUGUGCGAUGACGUGCCGCCGUCAGCGGAGUGUGAGGUGCAUCUGAGGCGCACGUUUCUGGAGCCCGGCACCUACUGUGUCAACAUCACCCUGGAGGACUCCAGCAGCCUGGCCCUCGCCAGCACCACUGUGACCAUCAACAAGUCCCAGGACGCACCGGCGUCCAAGAGUCCUCACACUGCCGAAGUGGUGCUCUCCACGAGCGCUGUGCUGGUGGCUGUCUUUGCGUUCAUCGCCUACAUAGUCCACAAACGUUACAAGGUGUACCGACCCAUUCGCAGGUCACUGGUGGAAGACGCCAGCGGGCAUGCCGGGGUCGGAGGUCACAUGGUCCGCCUGAAGGAGACACUUUUCCCCUCCAGUGAGGAGAGCCGUCACCUACUGACCGAGAGGCACCCCAUGUAGGCUUCGCAGAGCCGCAACAAAGUGCUUCUGCCGUGAGCGGCAAAAAUUACUAAAGAAAUCUUUACAAAAGUUGAAACAAUAGCCAAGAUGGCAGAAAUUGAUUUGUGUCUGUUAUAUCAGUAAAAAAUACACGUUAUGUAUUCGCUACAUUAAAUGGCUUAUGCUUCAGCAGAAUGUGAUCGGUGGAUGAUAAUCUAAAGAGGCUGUCAAAUGAUCUUUAUGGUGGAUGAAGAAGUUGCUGGGAGAUGAACAGAGUUCAAAUCAUGUUUGCUUUCAAUGAGAAGUAAUGGCUUUGUGCAAAUUUUUCGUGCCAAGCGCCGCUUUACAGAGCUGCCCCUUGUGUUAUAAUUAAAGUCUACAAUUAAUAAUGAAGUCCAUUGAGGUGGUUUGGGAUUAUAAAAUCUGAAGUACACUUGCUUGGUUGAGGGAAUUUGAAAAGGACAUUUUUAGAUCUCAAAAGCUCAACCAUGGAGUUCAGUGGAAACUUGACAUGACUAAUAAAAGAUUGUGAACUAAC